AUGGAGGUCGACGCCACCGCCGCCGACGGACCCCUGACUGGACGGCGGCGCGCGGCAGAGCGAGAGGCCUCGCCGCGGGGGGCGGGGGGCGCUUACCUGGGCCGCGGCCGGGCCUCUGCGGGCGCUGCCGGGCGGGCAGACGGCGGUGAUGGCGGCGGGGGCAGUGGGGGCGGCCGCGGGCUCCGCUCCUUGUUGGGGAUUCGGCGGCGGCGGCGGCGGCGGCGGCGGCAGCCCGGGAGCGCGCUUUCUAGUGACGCAGGCGGCGGGGCCGCGCACGUCCGGGCCAGGGCGGGCCGGAGAUUUAUUUGGCGUUCGGUGCGGAGCCGGGCGAGGCCCAGAAAUAAGGCCCGGCGGGGGCCGACGCGCGUGCGCGGUGACACCGCUGGCCGGCUCGCCCCGCGGCCCCGCCCCUGCCCGCCCGCACACCUGCCCCGUAAACCACCUUCGUGGGCACGAGCCGAGGAAGAAUUGGCAGGGAGCCUUGUAGCAGAGCCGAGGGCCGGUGCGGGGGCAGUGAGCCGCGAAAACCUGGCGCGCGGACGGGUCCUCGGCGAGUCCCGGGAGGGCCUGCUCCCAAACGUCAGCCUGGCUCCUCCUCCCGCCGCGGUCCUGCUGAAGGCAGCCGUAGAAAGCGCCGUGAUGGCGGCAGGACGGUGCCACACCGUGUUCUUCCAUACAGGCCCUGAGCUCCGCUCUGGCCCCAGAGUCCCACCCAUGGGUAAAGACUGAGUCAAGGACGUGACAGACUAGGCGGCUGAUGUAAGAGCAAGGAAAGCUCAGGUUGGUUUUGAGUUCACAUUGCAGCCAACUUUUAAGAAACUACCCCUCAUCAAGCUUCAGUUUGGUAUUAAGGAAUGAGUAUUAACAUCCCCAUUCCUUUUCCAACAGCCAUUGAUCUCCAUGAAGCCAGGUUUUUUCAUAUACUUCAACCGUUCCAGGUACUUUUUUAAUUGUUUUUAAUUUUAAAGUGUUAUUCUAGCCCUAGCCGGUUUGGCUCAGCGGAUAGAGCGUCGGCCUGCAGACUCAAGGGUCCCAGGUUCGAUUCCGGUC
Molecule: messenger RNA, 1050 nt
Organism: Myotis myotis
Lineage: Eukaryota; Metazoa; Chordata; Mammalia; Chiroptera; Vespertilionidae
Product: protein argonaute 14-like
Exons: 3
Coding region: 1-729 (242 amino acids)
Source: RefSeq, a predicted model, not a curated record